Cinclus cinclus is the source of this 549-nucleotide messenger RNA. RefSeq names its product scale keratin-like. Gene Ontology annotation, molecular function: structural constituent of cytoskeleton. Gene Ontology annotation, cellular component: intermediate filament. NCBI's taxonomy places the organism in Eukaryota, Metazoa, Chordata, Aves, Passeriformes, Cinclidae. The record is from RefSeq and is a predicted model, not a curated record. The transcript has a single exon. Bases 1 to 549 code for a protein of 182 amino acids.
AUGUCGAACGCGGGCUCCGAGUACCUGCAAGGCUGCGAGGUGACCUGUUCCCAGCCCUGUGCCUACAGCAGGAGCCUGGAGCCCUGUGUUGCAUCCUGCGGAGAUUCCAGAGCUGUGGUGUUCCCUCCUCCCAUCGUCCUCACCUUCCCGGGCCCCACUCUCAGCACCUGCUCCCAGGAGAGCGUUGUGGGAGCGUCCUACCCCUCGGUUCUCGGUGCUCCAAACGUCUCCGAUGAGUCCCAUGGGAUGGGGGGCUCCUUUGGGCCUGGGGGCAUGGCAGGGGCAGGAGGCUCCUUUGGAUCCGGGGGCUCCUUUGGCUACGGAGGCUCCUCAGGGAUCACCUUUGGGCGUGGGGGUUCCUUUGGUUCUGGAAUGCAGAAUUCCCGCGGGCCCUGUGGGUAUGGAAGUGCACUGGGGGCAAAGGGUUCCUUUGGAUCCGGGGGUUCCUUUGGCUAUGGAGGCUCCUCGGGAAUGGGGGGCUCCUGUUAUGGCCUGAGGUCCCGCGGCAGCCGCCGUGGAUCCUGCCUGGGGAGCUGGGCCUCAUCCUAA